AUGGGGUCAAUGGACUUAACACCAUUAAAAUGUCUUAUAAACAGCAUAUCUCGAUUCAUUCAUCUGGUAACAUGUCGUGUGUCAGCUAAGAUGCCAGCUGAGAAAGAUUACAUAAAUGUAAUUUCCAUGUUGAAGCAUUUGAAACCGCUGCUCGAUGAUUUUGUUGAUCACAACACUCCUUCCGAUGAAGCUUUUUCCAAAGAAUGCGAGCAGCUGGAUUUAGCUGUGAACGAGGCUCGAGAAUUUCUUGAGAAAUGGUCUCCAAGAAUGAGCAAGAUACUUUGUGUACUGCAAAGUAAGCCAUUGGUCCUGAAAAUCCAGAUUUGUUCAGUUAAACUAUCUUGCGCUCUAUGUGGACAUUUUGAGUUGUCGCAAAAGACAUCAAGUCUAUCCAAUGCUCGUUUGUGUGCACAAGAAUGUCAAAAACUUAAGCUCGGCCAGCUACCAAAACUCAUAGAAAACGCCGUUGAAUGCGAGAAAGAUGGAAAACCCCCUGACGGCGAGCACCUCAUGCAGAUCAUGGAGUUUCUGAACCUGAAAUCGAGUGAAGAACUCCUGAACGAGUACAUUUCGGUAGAGAAGGAGAAUAAAAAAGCCCAACAAACCGAAACGAAACAAGAUUUGGACCGAAUAUCUCAAAUCCUAACCCUCAUGUCACACCUCCGUGAUCAUGCAGUUAAGCUCGACAUAUUCAAAGCCCCGAACGGCAUUUCCGUGCCCUCAUACUUCCGGUGCCCUCUGUCCCUACAACUGAUGUCAGAUCCUGUGAUCAUUGCCUCGGGUCAGACUUACGAACGGGCAUCCGUUCAGAAAUGGUUGGACCAUGGGCUCGAGACGUGCCCUCAAACGGGCCACAGGCUCUCCCACCAGAAUCUCACCCCUAACUACACCGUUAAAGCCCUCAUAGUCAACUGGUGCAACGAAAAUAACGUGCGAAUCCCCCAAAACCAUGAAAUUACAAAUUCAUGCCCCCAAAACGAGACUGAGAAAUUCUGCUGCCAAUCUUCUCCCGAGCACUCAUACGUGCACAGUCGCAGCGAGUCGGCAUCUAGCGCUGUUUCCAGCAUCGACUAUACCCCAUCACCCGAGAUCGAGAGUUCGAGGCUGCUCCCGAGCAAUCCGGAUAGUGCAGGCUAUACGAAAUCCAGUCGGCAAGUUCUCGGGCCAUCUCCUUCUGAGUUGACAUAUGACGAGCUGACCACUGCCUCACGCGUCGAAAAGCUCGUCGAGGGCCUCAAGAGCCCUUCGACCGACACACAAGCCGCUUGCGCCCGAGAGCUCCGUCUCCUCGCAAGGCACAACCGGGAGAAUCGGGUCAUCAUUGACGAGUGUCGGGCCAUCGGCCCGCUCAUCUCCCUCCUUCGAUCCGAAGCCCGGGAAGUGCAGGAGCACGCCGUCACGGCCCUCCUUAACCUCUCGAUCAACGACAGCAUCAAAGCCCGGAUCGCGGGCCAAGGGGCCCUCGACCCGCUCAUCCACGUGCUCUCGACCGGGACCCCGGUGGCCCGCGAGAAUGCCGCGGCAGCCCUUUUUAGCAUCUCGCGUAUCGAGGAGUAUCGAGUGAAGAUCGGGCGGUCGGGGGCCGUUCGGGCGCUGGUCGAGCUUUUAGGGAACGGGAGCAUCCGGGGGAAGAAGGACGCGGCUACAGCGCUUUUCAACCUGUCGAUAUGCCACGAGAACAAGGCGAGGAUCGUUCAGGCGGGGGCGGUGCGCCACCUGGCGGGGAUGGUGGUGGAGCCGAGGGGGGAGAUGGUGGACAAGGCGGUGGCACUGCUGGCGAACCUGACGACAGUGGGGGAAGGGUGCGCGGCGGUGGCGAGGGAGGAAGGGGCGGUGGGGUCGCUUGUGGAGGUGGUGGAGAGCGGGUCCCACAGGGGGAAGGAGAACGCGGCGUCAGUGCUGCUGCAGAUGUGCAUGGGGAGCGCGAGGUACUGCAGGAGCGUGCUGCAGGAAGGGGCCGUGCCGCCGCUCGUCGCCCUGUCUCAGUCGGGAACCCCGCGAGCCAAGGAGAAGGCUCAGCAGCUUCUUAGCCACUUUCGGAACCAACGUGAGAGUGCCCUGGCGAGAGGAAGAUCGUGA
Messenger RNA from Striga hermonthica, 2079 nucleotides. Lineage: Eukaryota; Viridiplantae; Streptophyta; Magnoliopsida; Lamiales; Orobanchaceae. The record is from the annotation of a GenBank genome assembly.